Messenger RNA from Histoplasma capsulatum G186AR, 1143 nucleotides. RefSeq lists its product as uncharacterized. The record is from RefSeq and is a predicted model, not a curated record. Bases 1 to 1143 code for a protein of 380 amino acids. The transcript has 3 exons. NCBI's taxonomy places the organism in Eukaryota, Fungi, Ascomycota, Eurotiomycetes, Onygenales, Ajellomycetaceae.
AUGCAACAUGCCUUGGAGAGCAAUCAACUUCCUACGAAAGAAUCCCAGUUGGCUCGAGGAGCCAUAUCACCUCCUAAACCUGGAGAGGAAGAAGAUGCUGGAGGCUCCUUAGAGAUCAUCGAAGACAUCGUUAAUCGUGCGAGUAAGAGCCCUACUGAGUCCGCAUAUACAUUUGUUUCCGAGUGGCUCGAGUCUGUUGACUCAAACGCACUGUCUCUCAGCAAUGUGCCAUCUGGGUCGUGUCCGCAGUCAUUCGCGUCUGGUAGAUCCGCUACCCAGCUCGUAAAGGAUCGAUCGUACCGGUCACUGAACUUGGCUUCGCAUAAUAUGCGGCUACGCAAACCACACGAGGAAAUGCCAGAAUAUAUAAUCCGGCUCAUUAAUGAGAUAUGCCAGGACCGUACCUCUCCAGAACCAUCGCUGGAUUCCAUCAAGCAGGACGCUGUUUUGGCUCUGCUGGAAUGGGAGGGGUCUGGUCAGGCGGAGGUGGAAGGAUACUUCGUUUCCAAAAAUUUCCCGGCUCUGGACCCAAGUGAGAGCCUACGAUACACCAGAAGACACCCUAUGGCUUCUCAUACGAUUCCCAAAGUUGCUACAUCCGAAUACAACCUUGCCGUUCCAGUUCCUGGCAUUCUUUACGGCUAUAAUCGUGAUGUGGCAUUUUUCCAGCACACAGCCUACCUGCUUGCAACGGGUACUGAAUCCGUCGCCAAUUCCCAAGAUUUGCUAUACCCGUUCUUCGACGUCGAGUUCAAAGCUUCGACACCGCACACUGCCAGUAACGCACGGGGCCCAUCCGCGGCCACCGUGCAGCCACCCAUCGGUAUUUCGCGCGAAACAACCGUCGUCCGCAUCGAUCGUCUGGAGGAGAGCAAGUACCAUAGAGUCCAGCCUAUUAACAGUGCCGCAUUCUCCGUCACCAUGAACGGCAUUGAAGCCCGGCUCUUCGUCGCAUGGAAGGAGAAUAACGAGUAUACCAUGGCCAAGGUGGAGAGCUUUUUGCUGCAGUCGCCUGAUCAUUAUUUAAAGUUCCGCAAACUUAUCCGGAAUAUUCUGGACUGGGGAAAAAGCAGCCGCCUGAGUGAAAUUAGGGGUGUCCUGGAUGCCGUCUUUGGAGGAGAUGGGGGGAAUCGGGAGGUUUAG